AUGAGAAAUGCUUAUGAGUAUAUUCAUAUUAAAUAUUUUAGUUAAUCAUAAUGUUAACAAGUUCUUUAGGUUUACAAUAACCCUUAGGGAAUGCUAAAUUAACACAAUUGUUUCCUUGAGUAUGAUAUCCCCAUUUUUAAUAAAAUUCCUAAUACAAAAAAAAUUCAAACUAAACCUAAGGAGAAUAUCUUUGAACAUAAAAUUGGCAACGAUACUGUUUCAACAAAUGAUUCAAAUCAAACUCCUCUAUAUUGUUUAAAUUGGUUGAAGCGUAAAUAUGGGAGAGAUGUAUAAAUUAACAUUCGAUUUAGGACUUUGGUCAAUUAAAAAAACAAUAUGAAAAGCUAUUGUCAAUAUAGCCUGAAUUAAAUAUUAAUUAUCAGAUAGAAAAAGAUUUAAAAAGAACAUAGCUUGCAGAAAAUAAAUUCAAUUAGAUUAAAAAUAUCUUGUUAGCUUAUUCUGUCUUUGAUCUCUCAAUUGGAUAUAUCUAAGGAAUGAAUUAUAUAGUUUCUGUGUUAUAUAUCCACGCAAAAUAGGAAUGGGUCGGAUUUUGGCUAUUUGUUUUACUGAUUCAAUAAAUGGGAAUUAGGGAUAUGUUUUAAAUCUCUCAUAAUUCAUUAAAUAAAUAUUCCAAAAUAUUAGAUUUCUAUAUUUUUAGAUAUCAAUAUCAAUUAUAUUUAAACCUUAAAGAAAAAAAAGUACAAACUCAAUUAUACCUCUAACAAUGGAUUUUAAGUUUAUUAUUGCAAUAAAUACCAUUUGAAUAUUCAUAGAUGUAUCUAGAUGGAUUAUUCAAUAAAGGAUUAUCCUAUUUUUAUACGGUUGCGGUAUCAUUAAUAAAGAUGUUUGAAAAAACCAUUAUUGAAGGUGAAUAAAUAGAAAUAUUGAUGAUUCUUACUUAAAAAUAAAAUGUAAUAAAUUAUAAAAUGUAGAGUUUAUUGAAUUGGGCAUUUAUUCUAUCUAUUGAUUGGGAUAUCGAGAAACAAGAUAUUAAAAUGAUAGAUGAGAGUUUUGAUAGCGAAAACAAUAUUUUUUAAAUAUCAAAAUUGCAAGUUUAUUAAUCAGCAUCACUCACCCACUUUCUUUAAUUUAUCAAAUAAUGA
Molecule: messenger RNA, 1103 nt
Organism: Paramecium octaurelia
Lineage: Eukaryota; Ciliophora; Oligohymenophorea; Peniculida; Parameciidae
Source: the annotation of a GenBank genome assembly